Pelodiscus sinensis (Chinese soft-shelled turtle) is the source of this 1443-nucleotide messenger RNA. The record is from RefSeq and is a predicted model, not a curated record. Lineage: Eukaryota; Metazoa; Chordata; Testudines; Trionychidae.
AUGUGGUGCUCCCUGUGCAAGUGUCGGGGGGAGCAGUGCCAGUGCUCCAAGUCCGCCCAGGUGCAAUGCGCUGGAGCCGGCAUCACGCAGCUGCCCAGCCCCCUCCCCAGCAACGCCAUGAGCCUGCAGAUCAUCAACACCCGCCUGGCGGAGCUGGGCCCUGCGGCCUUCGGCAACGUCUCCCAGCUGAUCGCCCUGCGGAUCGAGAAGAACGACCUGUCCCGCCUCAGCCCCGGCGCCUUCCAGGGCCUGGCCGCCCUGCGCUACCUCAGCCUGGCCAGCAACCGGCUGCAGGACCUGCCCCCAGAGCUCUUCCAGCCCCUGGGCAAACUCGAGUCCCUGCUGCUCUCGGGCAACCAGAUCCGGGAGCUCCAGCCCGCCCACUUCGCCCCGCUCGGCCUCCUGAAGGAGCUGCAGCUGCAUGGGAACAGCCUGCAGGCCCUGCCCGAGGGCGUCUUCGACCGGCUCGCCAGCCUCACCAAGCUCAACCUGGCGAAGAACAGCAUCGCCGCCCUGCCCGCCAAGGCCUUCCGGCGCCUGCCGAACCAGCUGCAGGAGAUCCCGGCCGGCGCCUUGGACCGGCUGCGGGAGCUGCAGGAGCUGGGGCUGCACCAGAACCGGCUCCGGAGCCUCUCGCCCGGGCUCUUGGCGCACAAUGCCCGCCUGCAGAAGCUCUUCCUGUCCAACAACCUCCUGGCGGCUCUGCCCCCGGGGCUGCUCCUGCGGCUGCCCGAGCUCUCCAAGCUGACGCUGCACCGGAACGCGCUGCGGGACCUCGCCCCGGGGACCUUCGGGCCCAUGCCCCAGCUGCGGGAGCUCUGGCUCUACGACAACCAGCUCGCCACCCUGCCCGACCUGCUCUUCAGCAACCUCACCCAGCUGCAGGUGCUGGUCCUGAGCAGCAACCAGCUGGGCAGCGUCGCCCCCGCAGCCUUCCAGGGCCUGGGCGAGCUGCUGGAGCUGUCCCUGCACUCCAACGCCCUGCACACCCUGGACGGGGAGCUGCUCCGGGGCCUGCCCAAGCUGCAGAACCUCUCCCUGCACAGCAACCGGGGGGCCCCUGUCGUGGGCUUUGAGGAGGGGCCCUCCUCCCCGGAGACCCCUUCCGGGGCCCCGACGGACGGGCCGGACGCCACCUCCCCUGGUCACCCCGAAACGUCCCCCUCCGGCCGUCUCGCUCCCGAGAAAGUGCCGCCCACGGCCUCCGGGCCCGGGGACGCAGGGACGGCGAGCGGGUCCCCGAGCAGGCCCCCGGCUGGGCCCCCCGGGGCCCAGGAGAAGGGGCUGUGGGGCCUGACUCGCACCCAGAGCGCGGUGGUGGUGGCUGUCAUCACGCUGGGCUGCUUGGCGGUGCUGUGCACGCUGGUGGCGCUGGGCGCGUUCGGCUGUAAGAGGAGGGGCCGGGGGGGGCGGAGGCGAAGGAAGGGCCAGAACAAGGCCUAG